Acanthocheilonema viteae is the source of this 563-nucleotide messenger RNA. NCBI's taxonomy places the organism in Eukaryota, Metazoa, Nematoda, Chromadorea, Rhabditida, Onchocercidae. The record is from the annotation of a GenBank genome assembly.
AUAUGUAAAAUAUUUUUCAUCACUUCUUUGUGGACGAGCAAAAAUUCAACCGGCAACCGUUUAUUUGCAUAAUAUCAUAUUGACGAAUUUUUUUGAUCGAAAUAUUUUAUUCAAAAUAUAUGAACGCAUGCAACCGGUGCAUACAACAUCACUCAAGGUUAUAGCUGAAAAUAAUACAUUUGAAUUGGAUAAUUUACCAUUACGUGGUGAUAUUUUGGUGAAAUGUUUUCAACGUACGAGUACUGCUGAACGUGCGCUAUUUUUCCGUUGCCAAUUUAACACUUGCACGUUUGAUUUAUCAGCUCAUAAUGAAAACACUUAUAAAUUACGAUUUUAUCGCGAAGAAUUGGAUAACAUCUUUAAUGAUUCUGAAGUGAAUUCACAAGCAAUGAUUGAAUUUAUCUUUUUAAUCGAAUUGCCAAAAAGUAGCAGUAAUGGUGGUGAUUGCAUGGAUAGGAUGAUGAUGGUUAUGACUGCUAGUGGCGCUAUUGGUGGCUCUGUUCGAAGAUCGAUCGCGGAGAAUUCUCGAGCAGAUAGCUAUGAAAAUUUCGACAACGAAGAAG